AUGACGACGGACCCGACGACGCGACAACAGAUGCCUCCUGAGGAGCCUCCACUGAUCCCGCAGGUUAAUCGAAGCGACCACUGCUCUCCCUUCAGUAUUAUGCAUGAUAUGCAUUCUUCAAUCUCGCGUUCAUGUAUGCUGUCACUAGUGCUCUGCGGCCUUGUGAUGCUCGUAGUGAUGGCCGAUUUCAUGUUCACGUUGCGUGUUACGCCUGUCUCUCUUGAAAAAGUGCGCAUGAGCGAGAGCCGUCAAAGUUCCAAUCUGACUAUUGGGCAUAACGUUAGCGCGCAUAAAUGGGAGGGAGAAGUCCAUGAUAGUAGCUACAGACCGCCACCUCCUGAUCAUGGGGACAGCUCGUUCUCGGCUGACGACGUGAACCGCAUGGAGGAGCAGUUCGUCUUCACAAUCCACGAAACGGCGCGGCGGACAAUUGACAAGCGUGGUAUUGUGUUGCCAUUGUUUGACAACAUUGCAACGCUGGGCGUGUCUUUGAUCUUGGAGCUACGAGCGAUGGACGUGCAUGUACCAAUCGAAAUACCGCAUUGUGGAGAUCUGAAAGACUCGACGAUUCACACAGUUCUGGAACAAGAAGAAGUGGGUGUGCUGCACUUCUAUGAUGUUUGUGAACUCGCGUCAGAGACCGUCAGUGUGCAGGAUGCGUCCGUGAAGGUGUUUUGUGAGAGUCUGAGCAACUGCUAUGAGUCGUUCCGAAGCUUUGACAUCAAGAUACUGGCUGUGACUUUCUCGCGGUUUGAAGAGGUGAUGCUGCUUGAUGCCGACACGUUGUUCUUUGAGAGUCCCAUGUCGCUCUGGGAUACGGACAAGUACCUGAGUACGGGCACGCUAUUUUUCCAUGAUCGACUGGUCGAAGACAAAAUGUUUAUGAGUAACAUCCCCAAAGGUAGCAAUGGUGACGUAAGACAAAUACAUGACUUCAUGUCACGGUUCGAUGUGUCGCCGUUCAAGCCAUUAGGUCACAUUGAACGACCAAAGGCAACAAGCGAGAACAAGGUGCCUGUAACGCUACAUUUCUCACCCAGCGAGCAACUGUUGACAAGUCAUUCGUGGAACUACCGAGCUGGACACGAGAUGGACUCGUCGUUAGUACUAUGGAACAAGAAGCGGCAGCCACGAGCAACAGCGAUCCUGGGAGCGUUCGUAGCGCGCAAUCGCGUUGGCCGACCGCCUUCUUACGGCGAUAAGGAACUGUUUUUUGUGGCCACUGAGCUCGCUGAGACGAAGUAUGCGUUUUCUGAUUUCGGAACGGGAGCUGCGGGUUGGGACUUUCGCGACUCUGGUCCCGGCAAGUCGGUGCUCUGCGGCUCCGCCACGCAUUAUUAUCCUGCAAAAGCGGAGGAUGAAAGGCUCGCUGCAAAUGCCAGCGUGCUGUACCUCAACAGCGAUAACAUCUUGGUGUAUGACCCGAAAACAAAGCCCCUGUACUACACUCAGGCACGACUAUGCGAGGUAUAUCCGGGUAACGUUUCGGAGAGCGGUGUGGCAAGUAUGUGUCCGUUCGACGUGACGGGUGUGCGCUUUUCCCUUGAACAGGAGGAUCACAUGCUGUUACGUCAGCACUUCCACGAGAUUGCUAAGGCCUGGAUGGAGUAG
Peronospora matthiolae is the source of this 1611-nucleotide messenger RNA. Lineage: Eukaryota; Oomycota; Peronosporomycetes; Peronosporales; Peronosporaceae. The record is from the annotation of a GenBank genome assembly.